Molecule: messenger RNA, 690 nt
Organism: Chanos chanos (milkfish)
Lineage: Eukaryota; Metazoa; Chordata; Actinopteri; Gonorynchiformes; Chanidae
Product: regulator of G-protein signaling 20-like
Exons: 4
Coding region: 1-690 (229 amino acids)
Source: RefSeq, a predicted model, not a curated record
AUGGGGUCGGAGCGGGUGGAGAUGGGGAAACGGCCGAAACAGGAUGCAGGCACCGUCGUGCAGUCACACGGCACUCCCAUAAACACACACGCAGUCAGCAACAUGAACGCACACACGCUAGGCUGGCUCAACGCUCCACCAAACGCCUGCUGUUUCUGCUGGUGUUGCUGCUGCAGCUGCUCCUGUCUUACAGUGCGAGCAGCUCAAGACGAGAAGAUUCAACAGAAGAUCCGUGAGAAAGGAGCUGAAUCUGAAACUGAGCAGACACUUCGGCCCACGCUAGAGGAGGCGCGUUCGUGGUCUCAGUCUUUCGAGCGGCUGAUGAAGAGCGCGGCGGGUCGCGCGUGCUUCCGGCAGUUUCUGAAGACGGAGUUCAGUGAGGAGAAUCUGCUGUUCUGGCUGGCCUGUGAAGAACUGAAGAAAGAGACGAACAAAACGGUCGUGGAAGAGACCGUCCGACAGAUAUACGAGGACUACGUCUCCAUACUGUCUCCGAGAGAGGUGAGUCUGGAUUCUCGCGUGCGGGACGUGAUAAAUAAGAACAUGCUGGAACCCACCUCACACACGUUUGACGACGCCCAGCAACAGAUCUACACCCUAAUGCAGCGAGACUCGUACCCCAGGUUCAUGAACUCCAACGCUUACAAAGAGCUUCUCUCCAGCCUGGAGCAGCCCCCAGAGUCCUCCUAA